This is a messenger RNA of Suricata suricatta (meerkat), 2142 nucleotides long. RefSeq names its product tripartite motif-containing protein 34-like. The transcript is spliced from 7 exons. Bases 259 to 1155 code for a protein of 298 amino acids. Lineage: Eukaryota; Metazoa; Chordata; Mammalia; Carnivora; Herpestidae. Gene Ontology annotation, molecular function: zinc ion binding. The record is from RefSeq and is a predicted model, not a curated record.
CGUCUCUCCUCCGGUCCAGCCUUCUCCAAUAAUUCAGCUUUCGUUUUCUCUUUGCUCUUCCGAGCCUCCGCGGAGAUCUGCGCCUGAUUUGGGGACAGAAUCCUGACUACAUCUUCUUCAGGGAGAUACGACUUCUCCCCUGGUGUCGGAAGGGGUGUAGAGUAGUUUGCAGAGGGCAGCAGUGAGAACUGAUAUUUGGGUCGUGCAGGGAUCUGUGAGCAAGGAGAGCCACAGAAGUCAGGACAGGGAGCAGCUGUGAUGGCUUUUGAACUGCUGACGUGCUUGCGAGAGGAGGUAACCUGCCCCAUCUGCCUGGACCUCCUGACAGAGCCCCUGAGCCUAGACUGUGGCCACAGCUUCUGCCAGGCCUGCAUCACUGCAAAGACCAAGGAGUCUGUGACAAGCCAAGGAGGGGAGAGCACUUGCCCUGUGUGCCGAAUCAGUUACUGCACUGGGGAGCUGCGGCCUAACUGGCAUGUGGCCAACAUAGUGGAGCGGCUCAGAAAGGUCAAGGUGAGCCCCAAGGAGGGGCAAAAGAUAAAUCUCUGUGAACGCCAUGAAGAGAAACUCUUGCUCUUCUGUAAGACGGAUAGGAAGGUCAUUUGCUGGCUUUGCGAGCGGUCCCAGGAGCACCGUGGUCACCACACGGUCCUCGUGGAGGAGGUGGCCCAUGAGUUCCAGGAGAAGCUCCAGGCAGCUCUGUGGAAGCUGAAGAAUGACCAGCAGGAAGCUAGGAUGUUGGAAGCUGUUAUCGGAGAAGAGAGAACUUCCUGGAAGAAACAAAUGCAAACUGAAAGACAAAGUAUCCAAGCACAGUUUAAAAAACUCAAGGACAUCCUGGAGUGUGAGGAGCUGAGGGAGCUGCAGAAUUUGGAAAGCGAGGAGAAGGCUGUUCUUGGUAGGCUGGCUGAAGCGGAGGAUGAACUGGCCCAGCAGAGUCAGCUGGCGACAGACCUCAUCUUGGAUCUGGAAUGUCGGCUGCAGGGGUCAACAAUGGACAUGCUGCAGGAUGUGAAUCACCUCGUGGAAAGGAGUGAGGCCUUGAGUCUAAAGAAACCGAAAACUUUUCUCAAGGAACAAAGGAAAGCAUUCCGAGCUCCUAAUCUGAAAAGGAUAAUACAAGCAUUUGAAAAAGCUCACGUGAUUCCAUACUGACCCCUGAAUACAACAUAUUUUGGCAGUUCUACAGAAUGAAGGCAAGUGAGAUAUGUAUGCUGUUGGAAGUCAAAUAAUGCAAGUAACAGCGAUUAUGGUGUCCUGGGCUCCCUGGUUAUCAGAUCGGGGAGCCGUCACUGGGAGUUUGAUCCUGGGGGCAUAUGAUAGAACAUGCGCAGAAUCCAAUAUGAAAUUUCGUGUUAGACAUACUUAAAAGUGUCAACAUGUUUACUCUAAGCAUCAACCUAAUAUGGCUUCUACAUUAGAGAGUUACGGAAUCAACUUGAAUAUAAUGCUUUGGAGGAGUCCUCCUUCUCUGAGCCUUUCCUCUUAAUCCUGGCCUUGCCUGUUUCUCCCCAUUGUGUUGGAGUUUUCCUAGGCUACAAGGCUGGUACCGUCUCAACCCAUAAGUUUCUUAUAUAUAAAUUCUCCUCAUAUUCCUUUUCUCAGACAGCUUUUCUGUAUUUCAGCCCUAGUAAAUGUACUGACCCCAUGUGCACACCAAGCUCUUGAACCUUCUUACACCCCUACUCAUUUCCGCUUGCCUUGGGUACAUUGAGCUUAUCUUGCCAUGUUCCCUCGCUGCCUCUUUCUCCUCUACUUAAACACCCUUCAUUUAGCAGCAGGGUGUACAAUUUGCCUUGAGUACUGUUUUUCCCAGUAUCAUGUUGGCAUUAGGAAAGAAUCUCUAGUCACAAUUUUCCAUACUCCCAAGGGGAAAUAAAUGGCUGAUGCCUCAUAAAGAAGGAUCAUUAUUGAGGUAACAACUCUGUCAAACUGUUACAGUCCCAUUUCCUCUGUCACUGACUAAAAAGAUGAAGGAAGGUUUUUCAACAACUUAUAUGUAUUAUCGAAGACCUAAAUGUAGGGAUUAUUCACUAAAGACUUAAUCCUUAAUGGUGUGGCAGUAUACUGAUGAUGUCCCUUACUCCUCAAAGAGUUAGGAGAAAAUGAGAAAAUAUUAUAAAUAUAAGAAUGAAAGUUUAU